CCACCCAACCCAACCGCCUUCAAUCCCCUGUAUAUAAUCCCCCGCCCACCCCUUCUCCCCUUCCCACUUCCAAUUCCAAUUCCAAUUCCCCUUCCUUCCCACAGGCUUCACAGCCACGCCACCCCCCGAUGCGCUCGCCGCCGACCGAUCAGAGGCGCCGCUAGUCUACAGGCUCUAGUCUAGUCUACAGACAGGCUCGGAGCGAUGGGCGAGAUGGAGUCGACCUCGCCCCCGGCAGGAGCGGGCGGCGCGGUGCUGCAGGUGGUGUUCGUGGACGGGGAGCGGAGCGUGAACCUGGGCACUGUGACCGUGCAGCCGUCGCUGGGGGUUCGGAAGCUGCAGGCGGUGGUGGCGGACCGGGUGGGCGUGGCGCCGCAGCAGAUCUCGGCGUCGCUGGCCCGGCCGCGCCGCCAGCGCCGCGUGCCGCUCGACGAGGGCGCCGACCUCGCCGCCGCCGUCGCGCGCGAGGGCGCCGGGUGCUACGUCCUCGCCGGCCUCCGCCGCUCCCGCCGCGACCGCCGCGGGGGCCGCUCCCGGCGCGACAGGAAGGGCGCGGGCGCGGGGGUCGGGUCUCAGCAGCCGCUGCUGAUGGCUCCGACGGGCUCGGAGCGGACCAUCCUCAAGCGGCUCCCGUCGACGGAUCUGGCGUCCCUGGCCGCACCGACGGCGUUCGGCGGGUGGGACUACGAGGCGCAGCUGCGGGAGCUGCAGCGGCAGCACGAGUGGUACAUGAUGAGCACCGCCGCGCCGGACCCGUACCUCCUCCCGCCGCUGCUCGACGACCCGCCGGCGGCGCGCUGGCCGGCCCGUCCCUCGACGCCCUGCCCCGACUGCGAGGCGGCGGCCGCGCUGGGCCUGCGCGAGCCGGCGUUCCACUGGUGCGUGCGCGACGCCGUGACCGUGGGGUUCCGCUCCCCGGUCGGCCCCAUCGAGCGCCCGUCCGCGAGGAGAUCCCCUUCCCAGACGCCGUCGCCGUCCCCGUCGCCGCCUCCCCACAGCCGCCUGCCGUCCUUCAUCCAUCCCGGCCUGAUGCCCCUCUGCUACUAGGGAAGCCGCCGGCCCGCCCGCCCGUCAGUUAAUUAAUUAGAAGGAGGUGUAGAGGAAAAGCGAAAGGGGAAUUGAAUCGGGCGUGGUCCGGUUGCGUGCGGGGCUUGUGCAGUGGGAGGAGGAGGAGCAGAGGACAAGCCAAGGAAGGCGACGACUUGAUCAGACAAGGGAAGAGAAGAGAGGAGCGGUGCCUGGCUGGCCGGCUGGACACGUUCCGGCUGGCCUGGCUCUGGCUGGAGGAUUUCUUUUCUUUCUUUGUGGUUUUGUUCCGUUUCCGUGUUUUGCUGGGGGUGGUUGGGCUGUGAAGCUGUGCUAGUGCUGUGUGACAGACCAGACAGACCCAUCCCUCCUUCUGGAACCCUCCUCUGUUUUUAUUUCUUUUCCUUUGUUUAGUGUGAGAGAGAGAGAGAGAUAGUGAGUGAGUGAGUGAGAGAGCCCGUAGUGGAUUACGGGCGAUAUUGGUAGUUGUUUCUGGUAUAUCGAAGUGGUAUAUGCAGAUGA
This is a messenger RNA of Hordeum vulgare subsp. vulgare (domesticated barley), 1548 nucleotides long. RefSeq lists its product as uncharacterized. The record is from RefSeq and is a predicted model, not a curated record. The transcript has a single exon. Lineage: Eukaryota; Viridiplantae; Streptophyta; Magnoliopsida; Poales; Poaceae. The coding region runs from base 205 to 1047 and encodes 280 amino acids.